Anolis carolinensis (green anole) is the source of this 6310-nucleotide messenger RNA. Its product is annotated as zinc finger protein 397. The transcript is spliced from 5 exons. Gene Ontology annotation, molecular function: DNA-binding transcription factor activity, RNA polymerase II-specific; RNA polymerase II cis-regulatory region sequence-specific DNA binding. Gene Ontology annotation, biological process: regulation of transcription by RNA polymerase II. Bases 1219 to 3048 code for a protein of 609 amino acids. The record is from RefSeq and is a predicted model, not a curated record. Lineage: Eukaryota; Metazoa; Chordata; Lepidosauria; Squamata; Anolidae.
GCAGGCGCACAAGGGGUUAAGGCCAUAGAGUCACCAGAGGAAGAAUUUAGCCUGGUUUGUGGUGGGCUGGGAGGACCAGGUUGGUCCCUUCCUGGAAGCCAAAGCAAGAGGUUUUCUUUCUUGGAGGGGCUGCAGAGCAUUGCAAGUUGAUUUGGGAGCCCCCGGUGCCGCAGAGUGUUAAAGCGCUGAGCUGCUGAACUUGCAGACCAAAAGGUCCCAGGUUCAAAUCCGGGGAGCGGAAUGAGCUGUUAACUCCAGCUCCUGCCAAUCUAGCAGUUCGAAAACAUGCAAAUGUGAGUAGAUCAAUAGGUACUGCUCCAGCGGGAAGUCUUCUUUCUUUUGUGGGGAGAAACCUUACUUGGCAGUCCAUAUGACUUGUCGGCACAAGGAGCCGACUGUCAAACAUCUCCCUGUCAGUGCGACAGCUAGUGCUUGGCUAUGCCUGGACAAGGGGUGCAUUGGACUAAGACAACCUUGGAGUCAUUCUGGAUUAGGAUACAUUGGAGUUAGCCAGGACAUAUAUAUGACUGGACAAACAAUGCAUUGGAAUAGGCCAGCACUGGAUUAAGCUUGAACGAGAAUGCAUUGGAGAUACAGUAGAGUCUCACUUAUCCAACAUUCGCUUAUCCAACGUUCUGGAUUAUCCAAUGCAAUCUGCCUCUCACCUGGAUCCACAGCUGUUUCUCUAGGCAGCAAGGACUGAACUGUUUACGCAUUUAAUUUCUGGCAAUGUUGUUACUGUAAGUUCAUUUUAUGCAAUUCUAUCUUUAUUUGCAGUCAAUUUGUUAGUAGCCAGUGUUUUUGUAGUCAAUUUUUGCAAUACAUUGUGAUGUUUUGGGGCUAAAUUCAUAAAUACAGUAAUUACUACAUAACGUCACCGUGUACUGAACUGCGUUUUCUGACGAUUUAUUUGUACUUAAUUUGUAAAAUUAUAUCGUAAUUUGAUGUUUAAUAGGCUUUUCCUUAAUCCCUCCUUAUUUUCCAACACUUUCACUCAUCCAAAGUUCUGCCGGCCCGUUUAUGUUGGAUAAGUGAGACUCUACUGUAGCUACUAGGAUUAGAUUGAGCCUCCCAUAAACCUGCAUUAGGAUAGGCCUGCAAUGAAGUGGACCUUGAUCAAGCUUCCACUGAAGUAGACUCCAAGUCUUCCUUUCAUUGGCUUUGGCUGAACCAGAGAAGAAUCGGACAGACUGAUAACAUUCGUGGGAAGGGGAGAUUAUGGCCACUGGGCAAAAAAUAUCAGCCCCUGAAGAUCUUCCGUUACAGUCAUUGCAGGAGGAUGGAGGUCCAACUCAAGCAGAAGCAAUAGCUUCAGAUUUGACAAGUUCCAACACAACAGAAAGACUGGAAGGGCCUCACAAGUCCCACUGCGCCAACAAACAGAAAGGGAUGGAGAAUCUGCUGAAUUGCAAAUCUGCUGUGAAAUUGCCAUCCCAAAAUUCUCUGCUGAGGAUGCCGUCUCCAUGGGAUGACAUAAAGACGUUCCUGCCUUCAUCGGAAAUAGAUUUCUCUCCUGACCCUCUUGUGCAAGGUCCCAGCAAGAGAUCCCAGACUGUCUACACCUGCUUGAAGCACCAAGGAGAUGACACAGCUGUACAAGAGGAGCCCUUGGGAACGGAUGCCACCACCAUGGAAAGGCAGCGGCUGAACUUCCGGCAGUUCUGCUACCUGGAGGCCGAGGGGCCCCGCAAGGUGUGCAGCCAGCUCUGGUACCUUUGCCACCGGUGGCUGAAGCCUGAGAGGCACGCCAAGGAAGAGAUCCUGGAGCUGUUGAUCCUGGAGCAGUUCCUGGCCAUCCUCCCUCCAGAGAUGCUAAGCUGGGUCAAGGAAAACGAUCCCGAGAGUUGUGCCGAGGCUGUGGCUUUGGCUGAGGACUUCCUGCAGAGGCAACAGGAGGAUGGGCAGUGGAACGAACAGGUGGUUUACCCAGAAAUGCCAGUGAAUUCCUGUGAAGCUGAUGGACUUCCCUCAGAGGCUGCGGAGAUGGACUCCGAUGUGGAGGUCAAGGAGGAGAACAUGGGGCCUGCCAUCUGUAUUGGUGAUGGGCAGUCGAGUGAGACUGAGGAGCCAGACCUGAUCUGUAUGAAGCCAGUGGAUGUGGAUGACAAAGAAAAAGGAGCCUACCCUCUGUCUGAAGUGGAGGAAGAUGUAUAUUUGAACCAGCCUGGGUCAGAGGAGUGGCUGGAAAAAGACGCGGAGGAAACUUUUCUGCGCAGCGAAGCCUCAAACUUCCUCAGCGAACCCACAAAGAAAGUUUCCAAGGACAAGCAGGAGGCGACGUGUCGGACGUGCGGGAAGACCUUCAGCCGGCGGACAGGCCUGCUGGCCCACGAGAGGGUCCACACCGGGGAGAAGCCCUACAAGUGCCCUCACUGCGGGCGCAGCUUCCGCUCCAAGUCGACCCUGGUUGUCCACCAGCGGACCCACACGGGGGAGAGGCCCUACCGGUGCAAGGAGUGCGGGAAGGGCUUCCCGGUGACCACGCAGCUCAUCGAGCACGAGCGGACCCACUCCGGGGAGAAGCCCUACAAGUGUGGGGACUGCGGGCAGACCUUCCGCCAGAGGUCCCACCUCAAGAACCACCAGAAGAUCCACACGGGCGUCAAGCCCUUCAAGUGCUCCUACUGCGGGAAGAGUUUCAGCAUCAGCUCGGACCUCAUCCGGCACGAGCGGGCCCACACGGGGGAGAAGCCCUUCCAGUGCCCCGAGUGCGGAAAGCGCUUCUGCAACAGCUCCCAAGUCAUCACGCACCGGCGAGUCCACACGGGCGAGAAGCCUUACAAGUGCCUGGAGUGUGGGAAAGGGUUCACGGUGAGCCAGCAGCUCAUCCGGCACCAAGCGGUCCACACGGGCGACAAGCCCUACCAGUGCUUGGAGUGCGGGAAGACCUUUGGCGGGAGCGCCCUCCUGGCGGAGCAUCUGAGGAUCCACACCGGGGAGAAGCCCCACGGGUGCCCCGAGUGCGGGAAGGCCUUCCGGCUGCGCUCCAUGCUGAUCACGCAUUUGAAAGUUCACACGGGGAAUAAAAUAGAAAGGACCGGACUCUGAAGAAAGCUGGGUGAGGGGGAUGGCGCUCGGGUGGUUUAGGGGGACAAGGAGGGCUGAUUUAUAACACGGUUGGUCCUCCACAUUUGCAGACUUGAUUGCUGUAUAUACCAGGCAUGGGCAAACUUCACCCCUCCCUCCAACACAACUCUGUGGUCAGUUUCCAAGACAAAACCAAUCUUAGCAAAACUCAGGGUUUGGGAAAGUUACUUUGGCAGUGUUGGCUAGAGGAUUUUGAAUGCCAUUUGUAAAGAGACUAUGAAUGCCUAAGGCUCCUUCAGGCAGGGGGAAUCCUUUUUAAUCCCACCACUGCCACCAAUUUGUAAGGAUGCAACCACCAAAGACUCAGGGAGGAGACCUUUAACUUUUUUUUUCUUUCUUUUGCUUAUUCGCUUUAGAUGGUAGCAUAACUUGGUUUAUAAUAUAUGUGACAGAGGCUUAGAUGUUGGAAGAACAAUAACAAGUUUAUUCAGGCACAGAGCUUAGUGGUUACAAUGUUGUUUCUCCUUGGAGGUAUUUUUAUUAACAGUUACAAUACUAGAAUGAGAUGAGUCAAACUCCCUAAAGUGUCACUUCUUUUACUUAAAGUAGUUAGAACUUCUUUCUCUGCUACUUUUUAAACCGCAGUCACCCCUGUGAUAUACGAUCACAGAUUCUCUGUUCCUUACCAGGACACAGACUACAUUAAAUAAGUCACCAAACUUAUUUUAAACCGACUCAAAAUGAACAAUUGAGUCUCCCUGAUCCCCUCAACCUAGGAUCAAUCUUCCCUGUGCCUCAUCAGAGCACAGACUGACUCUUUUUUUAAAACUCUGCACUUCUUCAACAAAACGGCAGUUGGCUCCGCCUACUUCUCCAUGGCAACCAGCCUCUGACUGCUGAGAUGCAAUAACUGUAAUACUUACCCUUUUAAAACACAAACACACAAUUAAACAUGACAUCUGUAAACCAAAAAUUCGUACUUCAUUAUACCAUUCAAAUAAUAAUACCGUCAGCCCUUCACAUUUGUUUAGGUUAGAACAGGCCUGUGCAAACUUGGGCCCUCCAUAUUGGAAAUAACUGCACCCAGUCUCUGGGCACAUAUCCCUUUGGAAAUAAAUGGCAGUCAUAACCGUAUUGAAAAGGAAAAACAAUGUAAUAUCCGUUUGGCAAAUGUGAAUCACCAUGAACAUGUGGAGACCACCUUUUGAAAAUGACUAGUCAAGAAAAGCAUGACCUUGUUAGACGUUGACCCUUUGAACAAGUGAUAGCCAUAAGAAUUAAUGUAAUGGCACACAGGUAACUCCGCUGUUAGUCUGAAGAACCAUGUCUUUGAACAGGCAAGGACAAAGACAUGCCACUACAAAAAUAUAUUUGGUUAGCAGAUGAUGGUUGUUUCUUUGAAGUUGAAAUUACAAUUGCUGUUGUCCAAAAGAUACAUACUCCCUUGAAAAAGUCUUAGUUUAAAAUAUGUGCUCAGAGAUAAAAAAAAAACCAAAAAAAAAACCAAAGUCUUCUUUGAAAAAUAACAUACCUUGUUUAUUCACAAACAUCUUGUAUUAAUUCACCAUACAGGCACAUUUCUCAUUAAAGUUCAGUUAUAGAUAGGAUGUUGUUCUCUCUGUGUUAAGUACACAGAGUAUCAUUCUUAAUCAAUAGUCCAUGGUCUUUAGGUAUAGUUGUACUCACUGAAGUCCAUAAGUCAUACUUCUCUACUGAAGUCCAAACAGCAACAGGCAUUCAUCUCCACUGAGGAGUAAAGCAGACAGAAUACAAAAUAGAGUCCUGAGUCUGAACAUGCUCAGUACAACCACAUGUCUAUAACUCCUCCCACACCAAAGAGGUACAGUCAAACUGGCAAAUCAACAUACACAUAGAAUAUAGGUUAGAAAAUAUAUACAUAAACAAAUGAAUAGUGAAAGGCUUGGGAAAGGUUGCUAUUUCCAACACUCCCAAGUGUUCCUAACAGCCGAUAGACUGUGAAGUCCAAAACACCUGGAGGGCCCAAGUUUGCCCAAGGCUGGUAUAGAUCUUCCAACACAACUCUGUGGUCAAUUUCCACUGGGAGUUGCUCAUAGGCUUGUGGUGGAGGUUUUCUCUCUAGGAAAUCUCUUAAAUCAUCCAGCAUGACCAGAGACAGUUGAUCGCAGAGUUACAACGGAGGACCUAGAGAUUCUUCUAAUAUUUCCAAUCAAAUCUGCAAAAGUCAAAUCCACAAAUGUUGAAUUGUGAUGAAAGUCAAAGCAAAAGAAACUGCAGAUAACGCCAGACCAAUUUUGAGUAGGAAACCCUUUUCUAUAAUACAGUAUCACUUAUCCAACACUCGCUUAUCCAACGUUCUGAAUUAUCCAACAUAUUUUUGUAGUCAAUGUUUUCAAUACAUCGUGAUAUUUUGGUGCUAAAUUCAUAAAUACAGUAAUUACUACAUAGAAUUACUGCAUUUUGAACUACUUUUUCUGUCAAAUUUGUUGUAUGACAUGAUGUUUUGGUGCUUAAUUUGUAAAAUCAUAACCUAAUCUGAUGUUUAAUAGGCUUUUCCUUAAUCCCUCCUUAUUAUCCAACAUAUUCACUUAUCCAACGUUCUGCCGGCCCGUUUAUGUUGGAUAAGUGAGACUCUACUGUACUUUGAAAUGCCCAAUACACUCCCCUUAUGAUAUCUUGUAUUCCUUAAUAAUGCAAGGUUAUUUACCUUUGUAUUCGUAGACAGGCAGACUGAAUGAAGAGUCUUGCUUUCAAACCAUUGUUUCCCAUGGUAAAGGUAAAUUCUGAUUAAAGAGUUUCUGACUUCUUGCUGGAACAUAUCUAGAGGAGGGUGACUGAAAUUAUCAAAGACUUGGAAAGCAUGAAUUCUUCAGAAGAGCGGCUUAAAGAACAGGGUCUGUUUAGAUUGGAAAAAAGAAGGCUGAGAGAAGACACGAGAGCCAUGUAUAAAUAUGUGAAUGGCUGUCCUAAGAAAGAGGGAGUUGGCUUGUUUUCUGGAGACUAGGACUCAAUGGAGCAAUGGGUUCAAAUGACAGGAAAGAAGAUUCCACUUGAACAUUAGGAAUAACUUCCUGACCGUAAGAAGAGAUGUUCAGCAGUGGAACUCUCUGCCUCAGAGUGUGGAGGAAGCUCCUUCUUUGGAGGCUUUCGAAGGGCUGAUGGAACAUACCAAUCUCUAUCUUGAUACUUUCCUGAAAUGGAUUUUGGUCCUCAAGAGCAAAGGCUGAAUAGAUUGGAAAUGGCAAACGAGCCCCAUGAGUGACUGCUCACUCGGUCACCCAGCUAAAUAAAUAAGUUUUGUGCA